AAUAAGGAGAAAAAAAAGUGACUGAGAAAGUCAAAGAAACCAAACCACCAUGGAAAUCGAAGGUGAAGACGGCACGAAGCUCUUACUGAAGGCCGGAGUAAAGUCUGUGUUCGGAAGAGGAGCGGGAUUCAAAACCGAAGAUCUAUCAGUGUCACGCCGCCACGUAUCGUUCGAGUUAAAAUCCGCCGCCGCCGGAACCGAACGGUCUGAAUCCGGUAGGGUUUACUUCGAGGUUCUCGGGAGGAAUCCGGUCUGGGUAAAGACGGGUGAACCGGGCGAAAAGAUCCGAGCUUUACGGAAAUCAGAGACGGGAGAGAUCGCCGGCGGAGAUCGGUUUUGUGUAUCGGGUCAUAACCCAAUUUGGUUCACUUUGAAGAAGAGACGCGAUGAAGUUAUGGAAGAAAGAGCAUUGGAUAGUGAAAGCGAAUUGGGUGUUAUAGAUAUCUCGGAUACUGACCCUGUUAAAGAGUUUGGAUUUCUUGUGAUUGGGAAAGAGUUUGAUCAGUAUCCAAAGAGUAGGAUGCGUGAUGUAAAGCAAUGGGACUGGUUUUUAGAAGAUUCCACGAAAGGAAAUAGCGAUGAUGAUGAUGGUGAGGGAGAUAAGAAGGGAAGGAAAGGGUUAAGCAAAAAGAGAAGUAGGAAGAAAGGAAAUGAGGAUGAUGAUGAUGAUUGGAGUGUUGAAAGUGAUGAAGAUAAAGAGUUGAUUGUGAAGUCGAAAAGAGUUUUGACUCCUACUUAUUCUACUAGAUCCAAAAAGAAGACUAAGAAAGAUACAAGCGGAGGUAGUAGUAGUAGUACUCAAACGAAACAGCGUGGAAGAGUGGAUUCUGAAGAUGAUGAUGAUGAUGAAACAUUGGGAGGCUUCAUUGUUAGUGAUGAAGAAGAUAAGUUAGAAGAAGAAGACGAAUCAAAUGUAGAAGAAGAUCUUGAUGAAGAUGAAGACGAAGAACUUGACUAAACCUAAUAUGUAAGCAAAGCUAAUCUUCUUGUUUUCUAGAACUACACAAUAUUUUGUUCAAUCCUAUGAUGAUGUGUGUGUGUAUGUGAGAGCUGAGGUUUUUGAAAUCUCCUAAAGACUUACUAAACCUGAAAUGUAAGCAAAGCUAAUCUUCUUGUUGUUUUCUAGAACUACACAAUCGUUUGUUCAGUCGUAUGAUUUGUGUUUGUGUGUGUGUAUAUUAGAAGAGCUGAAAUUUUUGAUCUUAUGAUAUAUAUAUUGUUCA
This is a messenger RNA of Camelina sativa (false flax), 1223 nucleotides long. RefSeq lists its product as uncharacterized. Gene Ontology annotation, molecular function: protein binding. NCBI's taxonomy places the organism in Eukaryota, Viridiplantae, Streptophyta, Magnoliopsida, Brassicales, Brassicaceae. The record is from RefSeq and is a predicted model, not a curated record.